Molecule: messenger RNA, 714 nt
Organism: Penicillium cataractarum
Lineage: Eukaryota; Fungi; Ascomycota; Eurotiomycetes; Eurotiales; Aspergillaceae
Product: putative isochorismatase family hydrolase
Exons: 4
Coding region: 1-714 (237 amino acids)
Source: RefSeq, a predicted model, not a curated record
AUGUACUUCUCCAAGAUCGUCCAGACUGCCUUCCUUUUGGCCCUUUCUGUCCCCGCUCAGGCGUGGAACAGACUGGACAAGGACAACGCUGCUCUCUUGAUCAUCGAUCACCAAGUCGGUCUGUCCCAGGUCGUCCGUGACUUCAGCACCAAUGACUUCCGCAACAACAUGCUUGCGCACUCUUCCAUUGGAAAUGUAUUUGACUUGCCUACUGUCCUGACCUCCUCUUCCGACACCGGCCCCAACGGUCUCCUCCUCAAGGAGAUCACCGACAUGCACCCCAAUGCUACCUUUGUCCGUCGCCAGGGUGAGGUCAACGCCUGGGACAACGAGGACUUCCGCAAGGCUGUCAAGGCUACCGGCAAGAAGCAGCUGAUCAUCGGCGGUAUCGUUACCGAAGUUUGCACUGCUUUCCUGGCUCUGUCCCUUGUUGAUGCCGGUUACGAGGUCUUUGCCAACACUGAUGCUAGCGGAACCUUCGACGUCAAGCUCGCUGAGGAUGCUAACCGCCGCAUGGAGCGCGCUGGUGUUACUCUCAUGGGCUACUUUGCCAUCAUCUGUGAUCUCAUGCGCGACUGGCGUAGCAGCCCUGGUCUCACCGAGAUCCUCCCCGUCCUUGACAAGUACCAAUUCGCUUACGGUCUCGUUGCUCGCCACCACGCUGGUGCUAUUCAGAACGGUACCCUGGCUGCCGUUGAGACCACUCUGAUCUAA